Trypanosoma cruzi is the source of this 252-nucleotide messenger RNA. RefSeq lists its product as uncharacterized. The record is from RefSeq and is a predicted model, not a curated record. The transcript has a single exon. Lineage: Eukaryota; Euglenozoa; Kinetoplastea; Trypanosomatida; Trypanosomatidae. The annotation marks the transcript as partial.
AUGAUUUUCCUGGAGCCCGAGGUGGACUACUUCAGGAUGCAGCUGCACCACCUUGCAUUGCCACGCGAUAUUUGCCUGCCGGGCUCAGCAAAGAAGUCGUGCAGUUUGGAGAAGUCCGUAGAAGAAGGGCCCACACCUGCCCCGCCCGCGUCAGGCAAGACGAAAGAUGUAUCGACUGGUUCCCUCUCGACUGAGGAAAAGGCGGAGGUACUGCACCGUGCACUGCUGACAGCUCUUCAUCAGCGAUUCCCA